AUGGCGGAUUCAGCCGUAAGAUUGCAGAGAUUGGGGAAGCAAUUCAACCGUAAGGUUGCGGAGAUUGUAUUUAUUCUGCUCACUCACAGGAGAAUGAUACUACCAUCUUUCACUUUGGUCUUAAUAAUUCGUAUGAAAGCUGAGGAGAAUGUGAAAGAGCAGUUUGUGAAUGCAAUUGUUCUCAAGAGAAUGAUGAAGGAUUUGGAAAGGUCUCAAGAUCCUACGAAACAAGUUUUGUGGGCUGCAAAUGAAAUGGCUUCAUUAAUUAGAGAUGGGGACUCGGUUGUUAAGCUUCGAAUAGCAUGGGCAGGGCUAGCCUUGGUUCACAAGGCUCAACAUGAGAUUGCAGCAGCAUUUGAAACUGGACAAAAGGAUUUGACUGACGUGGAAGAGCGAGCUCUUUACACUUUAAAGCAGAAAAAGAUUGGGGAAGAUGAGUUGCAUUCGGUGGGUAAGGAUUUUAUCCACUCUUGUAGCAUUGCUGUACUCAUCGUGCAGCACUGCAAGUGCCAUGUGUGCACAACAGGCCCCACAUGGUACACAUGGCACAGUAAUGAUCCAGAGGUAGCGGUGUUGCAGGGAGGUUCAGAUCAGUUUUUAGUUAUUGUAGGCAAAGAAGAUGAGUUGCAGGUGUCUAGUGGAGAUAUUCAAAGAGAGGUGACAGAAUCCCAAGAAUACAUGGCAAGCAGACUCAGCGGAGAAGACAUUAUUGUCUCCCCCAGUAUGCAGGCGAUUCUUAACAAAUUAGAGGACCCUUUGUUAAGUGACUUUGGAUCAAUGUGGGGCAUUGAGAAAGAGCUAUUGGAGCUCCACCGCACCGCAGAGAGAAUCAAAGCAGUUCUGGAGGUGGUGGAGAACAAGCAAAGAAAUGACGGGCUCUUAAAACUCAGCCUCAAGGACCUUAGAGGUGAAGCUUACUAUACUGAUGACAUGCUGGAUGAGUUUCUUUAUGAAAGUCUCAAACUACAAGAUGAGAGAUUCCGUGGCAAGAAGAGGAAGCAGGUACCCUCCUUUCUCUCUUUUUCUUUGAAUGAGAAUCAAUUGUUACGUCAAUGUGAUAUCGCUCGUAUCACAGCUGAAAUUAGUGAGAAACUAGCUAUAAUUGAAAAGAAGCUCGAAAAGCACUACUUUCAAGGACCAGCUGAACAGAGGCAACAUGAAAUGCUAACUAGACUACAAUCUUUUCCCCCAAGAGAGACAAAAGCAGUAGUUGGUUCAAUAGUUGACGAGAAUCAUGUGUUUGGAAGACAAGAAGAUGUGCAGAUUGUAAAAAACAUGUUAAUAUCUGAUCAAAAUUAUGGGACAGAUUGCGUUUCUGUGGUUGCCAUUGUUGCCAUGGCGGGAAUAGGAAAGACCACGCUUGCUCAGCUUGUGUACAAUGACCUAGACAUAACAAAUUGCUUUGAAGUAAGAGCAUGGGUUUGUGUGUCUGACCCACUUGACAUUGAAAGGGUAACCAGGGGAAUUCUCAAUUCAGCUACUAGGAAAAGGUCCUCCCAUCUUGAAAACCUAGAGCCACUCCAGCGCGAACUUGAAAAUACACUGAGAGGAAAGAAAACUCUAAUUGUGAUGGACGAUUUAUGGAAUGAAAAUUUCCGUGAUUGGGACAAAUUGCGUGUUCCCUUUAAAGUUGCAGGUGAGGGAAGUAAAGUAUUAGUGACCACUCGAAGCGCUAAAGUUUCCUCUGUCAUGAACGCGACUGCAACUCAUUUUUUGAGAGGUUUGCGUGAUGAAGAUUGCUGGUCCUUGUUCAAAGAUCAUGCUUUUUCUGAUUUGGACUCCAUUGCAUAUCCCAACUUGGAAGCCAUUGGUAGAAAAAUUCUGAAGAAGUGUAAUGGGUUGCCUUUGGCAAUAAAUACACUUGGAGGGCUUCUUCAAGGUAAAUUAGAUGAGAAUGAAUGGGUAUUUAUCUUGGAAAGUGAAAUGUGGGAUAUAGAAGAAGAUGAUGUUUUGCCGGCUCUAAGUUUGAGUUAUCAUCAUCUCCCACCUCAUCUGAAGCAAUGUUUUUCUUAUUGCUCUUUGUUUCCUAAAGAUUAUAUAUUUGAAAAGCAUUAUCUAGUUCAACUUUGGAUGGCCGAGGGAUUUAUUCAAUCUAAGCAAGUCGAAAGAAUGGAAGACAUUGGAGAGAAAUAUUUUGAGGAUUUGUUGCAUAGGUCUUUUUUCCAGCCUCGCUUCAAGGAUACGUUUGUGAUGCAUGAUCUGAUGCAUGAUUUAGCAUGCUCGGUCUCAAUGGGGAUUUGUUUCAAAUUUAACAACAAGAGAACAUAUGAUAUCCAUGAAAAGGUUCGACACAUAUCAUUGCCUCACUUUCGUAUUGAUCUAUUAGAAACUAGAUCCCAUAAAUUCAAGAGUUCAUCCACAUUUAUAUGUGGGAAGACAAGGAUGCAAGGAAAUGAUUUUCCUGACAGUUUUUUCAUAGAACUCAGUUGCUUACGUGUGUUGGUUCUUGAUGUAUCUGGGAUCAAGUCUCUGCCCAAUUCCAUUGGAAAUUUGAAGCAUUUACGGUUCUUUUUGAUUAGCAGUGGUACCAUAGAAACAUUGCCUGACUCAAUAUGUGUGCUCUACAAUUUACAGGUGUUGGACAUAGUGGGUUGUAAAAACCUUGUUGAGUUACCCAAAGAUUUAUCCAGCUUAAUCAACCUCCAACAUCUACUGAUGAAAGAAAAGUGGUGGGGUGUUGGAAGUAGACCAGAUAAAAUAGGAAAAUUAACCCAUCUUAAAACGAUAGCUUUUUUUAACGUUGGCCCAAAUGCGGCUGAUAGCAUUAGAGAGCUAAGAGAAUUGGUGAAUCUCAAAGGGAUCCUUAAAAUUCAGAAUCUAGAGUAUGUAAGAGAUAUUAGAGAAGCAGAGGAUGCCAAUUUGAAGAAUAAACAGAAAAUUGAUGGGUUGAGCUUGCAUUGGGGUUAUUCUAGUGAUAAUCCAUAUUAUGGAUCUUGGGAAGAUAUACUUUUGUGGUCUAAGCAUUGGGAUGAUGUACUUGAGAACCUAAAACCUCACAAAGGGUUGAAGAUUCUUGAAGUUGUGAACUUCCCUGGUUUACAUUAUCCAACUUGGAUGACGACAUAUAUAUUGAGGUACAACAAACUAGUUUCAGUGUUACUUAAUGGAGUUGAGAGCAAAUCCCUUCCAUCUUUGGGACAGCUGCCUUGUUUAGAAGUCCUCAAGAUCCAGAGCUCACAUAAAAUUAGACAAUUGAGUGUUGAGUUCUACGGUGGUAUUGCUGGUAGUAAGGGAUUUCAAAGGUUGAAGAACUUGGAAUUUUUUGACAUGGAUGGUCUGGAGGAGUGGUGUGAAGCUGAGGAUGGUGAAUUCCCUUCUCUCCAAUACUUUUGUCUCAUUAAGUGUCCCAAUGUAAAGAGACUACCUCGACUACACCCUACUGCUGAAGAAUUGAUACUUGAAAUCCAAUCCUGCUGUAGUUUAACAUCAUUGCACUGUGGACAACAUACCUCUCUUACAGAGUUGAAUGUCAGCUACUGUGAUGGUAUUGGAUCGUUUACCAAGGAAUUACGCAAAUUCCCCUCAUUGCAGAUGAUGAAUAUCCUAUAUUGUUCUACAUUGGAUGUGUUGUUUAUGGACGAAUUUCUACCCCCAAAGCUUAAGACUCUUUCUCUAUGGGGAAUCCAGCAGCUGAAAUCCCUUGCAGAGGCUGAGGCGCCACCCAUGCUUGAAGAUUUAAAAAUCUAUUUUUGUGAUAAUCUUAAAUCCUUGCCCAACGGAUGGCAAAAAUGUACCUCACUGAAGGCAUUGAAGAUUGAAUAUUGUUCUCAGCUGGAGUUUCUGUUUUCAGAUGGAGUGGAAGAAGAGGAAUGUUAUCUCCCAGCACUUGAGGAUAUUGAACUAUCAGGACUCCAUCAAUUGAGGUCCUUGCCUAAGGGAUUGCACAGAUGUACCUACUUAGAGAUGCUUUCAAUUCAAGACUGUCCUCAAUUGGAGAUGUUAUUUUCUGAUUGGGAGGAAGAAGAAGAAGAAGAAUGUCUUCUCCCAGUGCUUGAGACCAUUCACCUAAAAGAACUCAAUGGACUGAGAUCCUUGCCCAAAGGUCUGCAUAAAUUCUCUUCUCUCAAAGAAUUAUAUAUCGACGACUGUGAAAAUCUCACCUCCUUACCAGAGGAUGGGCUUCCUGCAAGCCUUGAGCAUCUGAAAAUUACAAGGUGCAAUGCUGAACUGACUGAGCGAUGCCAACAGGGAGGAGAAGAUUGGCCCAAAAUCUCACACAUAACAUUGGUGGAAAUUAAUGAAAAUAUAUACAACAGUGGAAGUAUGUAUAUAUUUGACAAUGAUAGUAUGUCCGACAGUGAGUAA
This is a messenger RNA of Telopea speciosissima, 4305 nucleotides long. Its product is annotated as putative disease resistance protein RGA3. The record is from RefSeq and is a predicted model, not a curated record. Bases 1 to 4305 code for a protein of 1434 amino acids. Lineage: Eukaryota; Viridiplantae; Streptophyta; Magnoliopsida; Proteales; Proteaceae. Gene Ontology annotation, biological process: defense response to other organism. Gene Ontology annotation, molecular function: ADP binding. The transcript is spliced from 6 exons.